This is a messenger RNA of Daldinia vernicosa, 863 nucleotides long. RefSeq lists its product as uncharacterized. The transcript is spliced from 2 exons. The record is from RefSeq and is a predicted model, not a curated record. Bases 279 to 713 code for a protein of 144 amino acids. NCBI's taxonomy places the organism in Eukaryota, Fungi, Ascomycota, Sordariomycetes, Xylariales, Hypoxylaceae.
GGUGUACAUGAUUAUUAAAAGAUGUUCUGCUGUAAUAAUCAGUUCGACUUGAAGCUGAGAGCGGAUGAUAGACCACUUUGAGAAUCUUGGUUGGAUCUUUGGACGAGCCCCUUUUCACCAUUAAGCCCGACAAGAACAUGCUUUAGGCGGCUUCCUUUACUAUUCUUAUUUAACUCGCCCCCUAUACUAUUAUCCUACACUAGAAGAAGGUCUUGGCCAUUCUCUACACGCCGGAGGUUUAUACUAUCAUACGAUAUUAUAUAUAAUAGCAUUUCGACAUGCUCCCCCUUUUUGAUACGGUCCUACAGAUGAACGAGAGUGGAUUAGAUAUAGUACCAGCCUUGUCAAGAAAUGCGCCGAACUCUAUAACUAUCCUGCCUGGGUUGAAUCGCCCCCUAUCUCGUCCUGAGUCACCAAAUAAUCAUAUCCAUAUCUCGUACCAACCUAUGGAAUCAAAUAGCGACUCUAACGCACCCCAUGCAACAUCACCAAUGCCUGAGUUAUCAUCUACACAGUCUUCGAAUUGUACACGUAUUUGUCGGGCCCAAUCUCGGGCUGCAAAUACCCUCCUCCUCUUAAAACAUGCAAAAACUGAGGAAGGAGCUCAGGCGUUGAUGCCUUGUCAGGAAAGCGCAGCCAAUAUUAACUUAGCUGUGAAUGGCGAUUUAAAACCAUCUCAUUCCUCUUCUUCAGAUAACAACGUCUCUCAGUAAGUUUUGCCUAUUCUAAACUCCUCAUUAUCAUACCCUCCCAUCGUAACAUCAGUCAUUUAUAGUAAGUGUUUACUGCUGUUGUUGAUCAAAUUCUUUAAACUUCAUACUGUGAUUAAGUUUGAUGAUUACUAUCGCAUUGUUUAUCUACUA